CCUCCAUAAAUACCACAGCAGUAUAGAGGAGGAGCCACUGGGGCGAAGAUGCUGUCAGGUUGCCGUGGUUUCAGCCUCCCGUUUCUAGUGACGACCGUUGCUGGGGAUGUGUGUGUGAGACUGAAGGGUGUUUGAGUGUGUGGUGUGGUGUGUGUGUGUGUGUGUGUGUGUGUGAGAGAGAGAGAGAGGGAGAGAGAGACUUGAUCCUUCGUGCUUUGAGAAUACAAAAAAGGAAGGAAGGACACAAGGAAGGAGACAAGGACAGAAAGAAGGAGACGAGGACAGAGGAAGGAGACGAGGAGAGAGGGAUUAACUAAACUGGAAUUUCGCUGUUUCCAUGGUGUGAGAGACAGGAAGAGAGGAUCCAGUGGAUUAGAUCUGGGGAUCGGGUGGUGGCAUGGAGAGUGGCUGGUGUGCGAGGCUCUGACUCCUUCCUGGUCCUCAGGUUCCUCCUCAGCUCCUCCCAGUCUCCUGCUGGAGCCACGCUGUUUAAGGAGUCAUGACAUCGCAGGAGGAGGCGUCUUCCUUCAGGAGGUUUUUUCAGUACGUGGAGGACAGCGGGCUUCGAACCUACGACGGCCUAGUGAUCCAGAAUGCCUCAGACAUUGCCAGGGAGAGCGACCGCAUCCGUAAUCAAACCAACUGGACCUACCUGCAGGAAAAACACCAGAAGAAGAGACGUCAAGAGGAAGCCAUCAAAAGGAUUGGUGAAGAUGUUGCCAGGGCAACGGAGGGAGCUUAUUCUGGGAAACACUUCAGAAUGGGUUUCAUGACGAUGCCGGCACCCCAGGACCGACUGCCCCCCCCCAACCAGGGCUUCACUGUACGCUCCCAGUCACUCCAUUCAGUGGGGGGCAGUGACGACGAUGCCAACCAGAAUCGAAAACAGCCGCCUCCGAAACCCAAGAGAGACCCCAACACCAAACUCAGCACCAGCUCUGAGAUGGUGAACGGGAGUUCAGGGGUCACCAGGAGCCCAAAAGACGCUAAAGAGACCAAAGAGUCCCAGGACCAGGCCGAAGGGAAGUGUCAUCCCUACACUGACGAGCAUAAGAAGAUGCCUCCUCCAAAACCGAAAAGGAAUCCCAACACUCAGCUCAGCACCUCCCUUGAUGAGUCUUACAUCCGUAACCAUGGCAACAAGUCUUCCUUGCGAAGGGAUAAAUCUUCGUCCCAAAGCCAGAGUCCAGUAUCUCGAGAUACUGACGACGAGGAGCCUGUCUACAUUGAGAUGGUGGGAAAUAUCCUGCGAGAUCUGAAGAGACAGGAGACGCUGGAGGACGAACAGGCCGAGUCCGUGUACGAGGAGAUGAAAUAUCCCGUGCUGGACGACUUUGUCCACGACUCAAAAUGGGACAACAGCGGCCAAGCCAUGGUCAUCGACCCUGAAUCGAGCCAUUCGUGCACUCCCCGCGGGUCCGUGUGCGACAUCCCACCUCCCUUCCCCAACCUCCUCACUCAUCGCCCGCCACUCCUGGUCUUCCCCCCCGCCCCCGCUCAGUGCUCUCCAAACUCCGACGAGUCACCUCUGACCCCUUUAGACGUCACCAAGCUGCCCAUGUUGGAAAACGUCAGCUACAGCAAGUCCGGGGCCACGCCCACUGAAACGCCGCCAAGCUCUGCCCAGCAGCGCAAGGACCGAGAGAGGGAGAGAGAGAGAGAGCUCCCCUCUACUCACACCAUCACGUCCUCAGGUCGUUCGUCUGCUCCUCCCCUCCCCUCACACCUCUACAAGUCCUCUAGCUCCGCCCACGGCGGUCACGGUUACCCUCGCAGUCAGUCGGCGUGUCCCUCCCCGGUGAGCAUGGGCCGCUGCCUGACUCCUCUCAGUCUGAAGAGACCGCCUCCAUACGACGCUGUGAUGGCAGGAGGAAGCAUGCCUCGCUCCUCCUCCUCCUCCUCUUCCUCCUCUUCCCAGAGGGUCCAGGAAGGCGUGAAGCUCAGUAACUCGUCCUCUGCCCACGGCUCCAUGCAGAACGUGUCGACGAGGUCUCGAACACCGACCAGCCCGCUGGAGGAGCUCAACAGCCUGUUCAGCUCCGGGAGGCAGAUGCUGAAGAAAGGCUCGGGGGGGAGGAAGGGCCGGGAAGGAGAGGGUGAGUCCAGGUCACUUCCCAGACAUGACAGCAAGGAGAGAGAGAAAGAGUGGGACGGACAAUCAAGCCCCGCCUCCAGCAGGAUGGGGCGGUCCUCUGUCAGCCCCACCAUGAUGCUGGGAGGAGGAGGAGGAGGAGGAGGAGAGUCCAAGGCCGUGUGCAAACUGGGCCGCUCAGCAUCCACCUCGGGGGUCCCCUCCCCCGGGGGGACCCCCCAGCGCCAGCCCCACGACCCCCACCCAGCCCUCAGCCAGAUGCCGUGGCUGUGCGGCGACGCCACCAUGAUGGAAACGAUGGAGAAGAAGCGGGUUCUGUGUCGGGAGAUCAAAGCGCGACAGCGGCCGGAGAAGAACCUCUGCAAGCAGGACAGCAUGCCCAUCCUGCCCAGCUGGAGGAGGAAGCAGCCGCCGCCGUACCCGCCGCCAUACCCGCCACCAGCCACCGCUGUGUUCUGGGACACCGCCAUCUAACACACACACACACACACACACACA
This is a messenger RNA of Myripristis murdjan (pinecone soldierfish), 2590 nucleotides long. RefSeq names its product neuronal tyrosine-phosphorylated phosphoinositide-3-kinase adaptor 2a (gene nyap2a). Lineage: Eukaryota; Metazoa; Chordata; Actinopteri; Holocentriformes; Holocentridae. Gene Ontology annotation, biological process: neuron projection morphogenesis; phosphatidylinositol 3-kinase/protein kinase B signal transduction. The transcript is spliced from 8 exons. The record is from RefSeq and is a predicted model, not a curated record. The coding region runs from base 500 to 2566 and encodes 688 amino acids.